CACAUGACUACGCAGCAGCACACAGUAUUAUAGUCCACCACAUAAGAAGAAGCAAGGAUAUAAUUCCCCUCAAUCUAAGCACAUACGGUAGGUGGGGGGGACUAUUCUCCUAUUAACAUCAUGCUUUGGAGCACAACUAACGGAAACAAAUUACUGAGAGGCAAAAAAUUGGAAAUAGUAUCAAUCUCCCAACCAGUAUUCCAGUAUUAAACUGUAAAAUAUUUAGAAAUGGCCAUAUUUAUAUAGUCAAGUUGACCCAUGGCCACAGACAGAGCUCUGCCUGAGAACCACACUGAAGAAGGCAGACUAGCAUGCAACUGUAACUUUCAGCCGUCAUCUCUCUCUCUUUCUCUCUCUCUCUCUUUAUCUUUGCCUGCUAAAUUCAUAAUCAACAUUUUGUCAUUAGAUUUAUUGGUGGUUAAACUGGCAUUACAGUUUAAAGUGUUAGGACAUGAAUCCUGAAAGGUAUUGGAUAUUGUGAAAUCUCACCUAUCGGAUGUUGACUAUAUUGCCCAAUAUGUUUAUUUGGAACACUCAAAGGAAUGUUCUAGACAAAAUGUUCUUUAACAAAACAUAAAUAGAUCAGAUUAACUAGGUUUAAUUGUAACAUGCAUUCAUUAGUAGACAGAGGCGUCCCGUGGUGGGAUUAACUUUAACUGGCGAUAGAUUUUUCCACCACUAAAGUUGUCCAACUUUGAAUCCAGUCGGAACAACAUGUUUGCAGAUGGGUCUGCUCUGUUCAAGCACACGCAUCAAAAGAAUACAAGAGGAUAAAAGACAGGGGCCAGUUACUGUGGCAUUUAGAAUUAGGUUAUUGUCACUUGCAGCUGCGCAUUCAGUGGGCAUCAGAGAGUUGGAUUAUGAGUUGCGAAAACAAAUGUGCAGUAGUGUUGGGUGCCAGGUAUUUGAUGAGGCCCCUGGUGUACCAGAAGGCCCCUGAUGGUGGCUGGGGCUGGGUGGUGGCAGGGGCUUUCUUCCUGGUGGAGGUCUUCACCUACGGAGUCAUCAAGAGCUUCGGUAUCUUCCUCCAGGACCUGAUGGAGGAGUUUGAGGAGAGCAACAGUCGUGUGUCCUGGAUCAUCUCCAUCUGCGUGUUUGUCAUGUCUUUCGCAGCACCUCUGUCCUCAAUCUUAACCAAUCGGUUUGGGUUCCAGCCAGUCGUUAUGAUUGGUGGAUUCCUCCUUGCUGUGGGAACCAUCACUACUGGCUUUACAACUUCUGUCAACCAAAUGUACAUCACAACGGGAAUCAUUGCAGGUCUUGGGUACUGCCUGACCUUCCUGCCCACAGUGACCAUCCUCUCUCAGUACUUCACACGCAAACGCUCCCUGGUAACAGCAGUGGCGUCCACUGGAGAGUCCUUCACCAUGUUUGCUCUCGCCCCUGCAUUCUCUGCUCUGAGGGACAAUAUUGGCUGGCGUUACACCAUGGUCGUCAUAGGAGCUCUGCAAGGCACCAUCAUUGUCUGUGGGGCUUUGCUGCGGCCCAUCAUCAUCACACACCAGCCUGUGUGGGAGACAGAGACCCAUGUGCUGGCCCCAACAAAGCAGGGGAACCAGAGCAUGCAGAUCGACUCAAAACUGAACUCACACAGCAGACUGGAGGACUCAGGCUCCUUGACCAGAAAGCAUUCCUAUAUGUCAGAAAACAAUCAGGAAAACGAGCUGACACGUGGAGACUCCCUGAGAUCUGGGGUCUCUGGGGGGAAGUGCCUGCCAGGGACAGUCCACGGUGGGUCUGGGGAAGAGGGGAUACCCCUGCAGGGGGAAGAGGGGAUACCCCUGCAGGGAGAAGAGGAGAUGGAGAACCUUAAGAAUCAAGUGAAAGUAGAGAAGGAAGUGGAGGGCUAUAAGCUUCAAGUGGAGAUGGGGAAAGAGGGCCUAGAGAGAAAAGGACAGGGGGAUGAGAAGGAGGAGGAAGAAGAAAUGACGUCAGUGGACCAGACGUCCCAGCAAGUCAGACUUCUGGACUUCUCUGUGCUGAGGGAGGGUCGUUUUAUCUGCUACUCUCUCUUUGGGCUCUUUGCCACGCUGGGCUUCUUUGCCCCGCAGCUCUACAUCAUCCAACUGAGCGUGAACCGGGGCGUGGAGCGUGAGCAUGCCACGUACAUGCUGUCCACCAUGGCUGUGGCCGAGAUGCUGGGACGCCUGUCUGUCGGCUGGGUCAUGAGCAGGAAGCAGGUAGGCCACAGGAAGCCCCAGGUGCUGCUGGGAUGUGUCAUUUCCCUGACACUGGUGCUGGGGGCCUUCGGCCUGGUGUGGGAGUUCUGGGGCCUGGCAUUGUGCUGUGGCCUGUAUGGGUUCUUCAUGGGCACAGUGGCGUCUACACACAUCCCCAUGCUGGCAGAGGAGGAAGUGGUGGGCAUCGAGAGGAUGGCAUCAGCUGCUGGGGUUUAUGUUUUCAUUCAGAGUUUUGCUGGACUGGCUGGACCCCCUCUAGGAGGACUUCUGGUGGAUCUGACUCAGGACUACGGUUCUGCCUUCUACUCCUGUGCGAUGGGGAUGGGCCUGGGGGCCGUGUUCCUAGGUCUGGUCUUACCUGCCAGGAGAGGCCUGUCUUGUAAUUGCUGUAGUGGCCCUCAGCCUCUGCAUCAGGGGCUGAGCAACCCUGCAGACAACCAUGGAAGAGAGGAGGUGGACCUAAACCAAAACCAGGAAGUGAUUCAUUGUAAAGGCCAGCCAAUUACAAGCUCUGCCUGAGUUUACAUUAGCAAUAUUUACCUGGAGAUUGAAGCCACUACUUGAAGGGGCUUCAAUCCUAGAGCUUUGCACUGAAAAAUUUACAAUAAUCAAGCUGAGACCGAACCCUUCCUCACAAUAAGACAGGGACUGCAAGAACAGUCGGCACAGAAAUUCAGGUUGAAUGCAAUCAGCAGGCAUUGUUGUAAAUCUUAACGUAACGUAUUGUAACAAACGACUCCAGAAUCAGAGAGGGUGCUAAUGUUUUGUCAGUCGAGUCAUGCGGAGUUGAUACUGUGAUAUGAACAAGGUGAUGAUAGUGUAGCUAGGCAAACCAACACUGUGAAUUACCAGGGAGCAGGAAUAGAUUAUAAGUUCACAUUCCAUUAUUUUAUGAAAAUCAUCAAGUUAAACAUUACACUCAGGAAAUCAUGACUAAUUAAAUAUAUUGUUUUUAAUCAAAUUGCUGUUGUUAUCUAAGUUAAUUAUAUUUUUCUAUCACAAUAAACCCAAGAAUACAAUACACAAGAGUCUGAGAGUGAUUCUACAUUCACAGUUGAUUAAUUUGUAAUGUUUCUAGACAUUCCUUACCGGACUUUCAUUAUGGUCAUAUUUUUUACAGCACCAAAGAUUGAUCCUGUAAAGUCCUACAAUUUGACAGUACAAGCAUGCAGUGUUCACCUCAGUGCAUGCUGGGUAUGUCUGUCAUUUUACUCAUAAACAAGAAAAAGUCAGAUUUAUGAUUAGGCACUAACAGUGUGUUCA
Messenger RNA from Hypomesus transpacificus, 3443 nucleotides. RefSeq names its product monocarboxylate transporter 7-like. Gene Ontology annotation, biological process: transmembrane transport; monocarboxylic acid transport. The record is from RefSeq and is a predicted model, not a curated record. The coding region runs from base 861 to 2699 and encodes 612 amino acids. NCBI's taxonomy places the organism in Eukaryota, Metazoa, Chordata, Actinopteri, Osmeriformes, Osmeridae. The transcript is spliced from 6 exons. Gene Ontology annotation, molecular function: monocarboxylic acid transmembrane transporter activity.